GCAUGGCCUCCGCACGGCCGCCGGGCCGGGCCUGUGCCUCGGCGCCCGCGCCCGCGGGGCUCCGGGCUGGGCCGUCCGCGCAACCGGCCGCCUCCCGGGAGCCCGCGGACGGCGCCGAGGCGGAGGAGCGCUCGUUGCAGCACAUGCUGCGCGCCAUAGCCGAGGAGCGCGGUCGCCUUAGCCUGCGCCGCGAGGUCUGCGGCCUGGGGUGCUUCAAGGAUGACCGCAUCGUCUUCUGGACCUGGAUGUUUUCCACCUACUUCAUGGAGAAACUGGCCCCCAGGCAGGAUGACAUGCUCUUCUAUGUGCGCAGGAAGCGAGCCUACCCAGGCAAUGAGAGCAGCGUCGACGGGAGGAAGGCUGAGGCUGAGCCUGAAGUGGAGGUGGAAGUGUACCGGAGGGACUCCAAGAAGCUUCCGGGCCUGGGAGAUCCUGACAUCGACUGGGAAGAGAGCGUUUGCCUGAACCUCAUCCUGCAGAAGCUGGACUACAUGGUCACCUGCGCUGUGUGCACGCGUGCCGACGGGGGCGACAUCCAUAUCCAUAGGAAGAAAUCCCAGCAAGUGUUUGCCUCCCCCAGCAAACACCCCAUGGACAGCAAAGGGGAGGAAUCCAAGAUGAGCUACCCCAACAUCUUCUUCAUGAUUGACAGCUUCGAGGAGGUAUUCAGUGACAUGACUGUGGGGGAAGGAGAGAUGGUCUGUGUCGAGCUGGUGGCCAGUGACAAAACCAACACGUUCCAGGGUGUCAUCUUUCAGGGCUCCAUCCGCUACGAGGCGCUCAAGAAGGUGUAUGACAACCGCGUGAGUGUGGCCGCUCGCAUGGCCCAGAAGAUGUCAUUUGGCUUCUACAAGUACAACAAUAUGGAGUUUGUGCGCAUGAAGGGGCCUCAGGGCAAGGGACAUGCAGAGAUGGCAGUCAGCCGCGUGUCCACUGGCGACACCUCCCCCUGUGGGACCGAAGAAGACUCAAGCCCAGCUUCGCCCAUGCAUGAGCGGGUGACCUCCUUUAGCACCCCGCCCACUCCGGAGCGGAACAACCGGCCGGCCUUCUUCUCCCCGUCCCUCAAGAGGAAGGUGCCUCGGAACCGCAUCGCAGAGAUGAAGAAGUCACACUCGGCCAAUGACAGCGAGGAGUUCUUCCGAGAGGACGAUGGUGGAGCCGACCUGCACAAUGCUACCAACCUGCGGUCUCGAUCCCUGUCCGGCACAGGACGGUCCCUGGUCGGGUCCUGGCUGAAGCUGAAUAGAGCUGAUGGAAACUUCCUUCUCUAUGCACACUUGACCUAUGUCACCUUGCCACUGCAUCGGAUCUUAACAGACAUCCUGGAAGUACGGCAGAAACCCAUCCUGAUGACCUAGUGUGCGUGGGGCCUGCACGGAGCCCCGGCCCUGCCUGGCCCUGGGAAUGCUGCCAAGUGCCUACCUGUCACCGCCACCGGGGUCUUCUGUGACAAGCCAGCACCGGAGCUACAGCCAGGCAGGGCCGCUCGACUCCUGGGGCCAGGGCCGACUCCAUGAACACCAGCCCAAACUGAAGUGCCUCGUCCUCCUCCCUCGCUGGCUCUGCUCCCACCCUGUGCCCGCGCUUGGCCCCCUUGGCCUAUCUCUGGAGAGCCUUCUGCUCCCAAAGAGGGCCAGAGACACCAAGAGGUCAUAGAGAGCGUGAAGGGCUGCCAGCUUCCAGAAUGUUCUUAGACCUCCUGACCUCGGCUCCCGUUCCCCUGCUGGGGCUCUGUGCCAGGCCGCUGUCCACACAUCCUACACAAAGCCAGUUGGAGGUUCUGUAAUGCAGUACUGACGAACUUCAGCUCGCGGUUCAGUCCCAACUUGUUCCCCAUAGUUACUACUUGUCGCAGUGGGUCCCAGCUGGGGGUCAGAGAGCAUGAGCUGUUUGCCGGCUGGGAAUACCUCGCCCUGUGCCCAGCUCCGGGAUGGGUCUUAGCCUCCAGCUGGGCAGACAGGCCCCCAUCCCCAAGAAUGGCCUUUGCUUCCAUCCAAAGAACACCGCCAACACACACACCUCCGACCCCGAGAUGACCUGUGCGUCAGUCUCGGCUGGAGGGACGCAGAGUUUGGUUCUGAAGGAAGGUGGGAGGGUAUUUCUGCUGAGGGGUAUCUGAUGGGGACCAGGGUGGAAUCCUCCCAGGAAAGUUGUAGGCAGAACCACCCUGGGGCUGGAGCUCAGAGCGAGGAUGGUGCUGUUGCCUCUGUCCUGUGCUUUGGUCAGCAAGCUGAUCUGGUCUUCAGCCUGGCUUCUUAGGCAGAGAGGACCAGAGUGGGCUGCCCAUGAGACCGCGCUGUUCUCGGUGGGUGCAAGUGGCUGUGUGGGUCACCAGCCCAAGCCUCACCCUGGCAAUAUGCUCUAGCUAAGGCCUCCUCCACCCGCCUGGAAUAAACUGGAAGCUGGGCCUCCUGUUGCUGCUGGGUUUAGUGCCCCAGAUUCUGGAGAACUCAGCAGUGUAUGUAGGGCUCAGGCUCUCUGGGCUGGAGAGCAGGCCCAGGGGCAUGGCUUCUGUCUGGCUCCAUUCCUUGGUCUCUGGGAGUGGGGACUACUUUGGGGCUUUCUCUAGAUUUUGUAUGUUGUUAUUAAAAAGCGAGCUAUUGCAUUUCAUUCUGCCUCAGUUUGCCCACCUGUAAAAUGGGGCUGAUACCACCUACCUCACUGAAGUCUCCAGGGUUCAAGUGCAUGGCUGGGUCAGGGUUUGCUCACCUGUCAUUCUGCAUAGCUUGGGUUGAGUCUUAGGAGUGGGUGUUAGGUGGCGAGGAAGCUCGCUCUCCUACCUUCUCUGAAAUAACUCCUUCCAAAGGGACAAAUAGUGCAUAAGCUUAGACACUGGUAUUCUGCUGGAGCCUGGGUCUCUGUUCUAAUCUAGGAUGUGGUCCUGCAGUCUAGGAUAGCCAUUUCUUUUGCAAGGUGUGAAUGCUGUCCCCACAGUUGUUUCUAGGGAGGUCACAGAACCUGCCACUUCAGGAUCUGGCCAUUCUGGGGUCUGAACACUCUGGACUCGAUUAUCUUGGAGGGGAAAUAGAGCUAAGUGUAUCUUCUGUGGAUGACUGAGGCAGUCUAGACCCAUAGCAAUUCCAUUACUUCUCUUUUCUGGGGGGUCCCUCCCCCAGAGCUCAGCCAUGCUCUCUUGGCCGGGCUUGGGCAAGGCUGGCUCCGCUAAGCUGCGGUAACCGAGUACGAGCACUUCCCAAGCUGUAGGUACAGUCUGUACCUUGGAACUAGGCUCUGUGUGGCACACAGAACAGACUGAUGGCUGUGAGCGCAAUUUCCAAUUCUUAGGUACCAUCAUUCUCUUUGUAGAGGAGGAAAGCACCCCAGAGAGACUGAGUGACCUCAAAAUUGAACCAUGAGGAAGAGUGGCAGGAGGCAAGCUUGAUCUGAGCCCUAGUCAAUGGUCUGAACCACACGCUGUCCCCUGGUAUACAGAUAUUUAGUCAUAUUCCCCUUUCUCCAAAGGGCACUUUGGAGUUCCAAACAUGUUCUGAUGCCCUUGGGCACUGGACUAGAAUUGUGAUGUUUACCUUUUCAAGUAGCUGAUAUCAGACACAGUGGCACAUGUGUGCAGCCCUGAGGCUGAAGUAGGACAGAGUUCCUGGCCAACCUAGGCUACGUAGUGAGACCCUGUCUCAAAGUGACAAGUGACAGAAGUACCCAGAAUCCUCCUGGGGUCGACUGGCUUCUAAGGCCAUCUUUAAUGUUUCUGGUAGCAUGCCUGCCCUCAUACAACACAGGGUGACAAAUAGCACCUGGAAUUCAAGUCCAGUUUGUUUUGAGGAAACCUAGGUGUCAGUCUUUAGGACACUAAGAGGAAAAUGUUGUUUGCUUUGUGUCCAGGAUGUAGGAGGUAUCCCUGUUUCUUCAGGUAGUGUCUGUAUUGCCUCCUGGGAUCUUACUGGAAUCCUGGCUGCCCACACUGGCAGCCCAAGCUAUCCACACCACCAAAGAUUUAUUAUUUAAAACACAGGCAAAAAAAAAAAAAAAAGCCAGGUGUGGUGGCACAUGCUUUUUAUCCCAGCACUUGGGAGGCAGAAGCAGGUGGGUCUCUGUGAGUUUGAGGCCAGCCUAGUCUGCAGACUGAGCUCCAGAACAGCUAGGGGCUACAUAAUGAGACCCUGUCUCAAAAAAAAAAAAAAAAAAAAGCAUUUUCAUUAAAAGAAAUCCCAGCCCCUGUGUAGUUGGUCUAGUCAAUAAAUAUAUUUAUUUUUGACAUUAUCAUAAGUGGUUUUAAGUUUUUGGCCCAAACUCUGGAUGUAUUAAGUUUUGCUCUGAUUUAGGUCCUGUCCAUUUUUCAGGUUGGCUGUCAUCUCUCACUUCAAAAUCCAAGUAUCUUGACAUCACAAUGGCUUCUCUCUGUUCAGGCUCAUUCACCUCUGUAGGUCUGUCCCUGUGGACAUAGUCACCCUGAAGAGUAAAUACAACACCCGAAAGGACUAGGAGCUCUCAGGGAUGCGAACAUGCAGGCGCCAUGGGCUCACAUGCUUCACAGAAGUCUCUAACCCUCGAAUGGCAGGUGAUGCAUCAUCUGGAUGGGCCUGGGGCCUGGAGGCCAGGUGAAAAGACCUAACUCACCUUUUGGGGCAUCAGCAAUGGCCCUUCCAGAGAGGUAGCCAGAGUGCUGCCUGUCCUUCUGAGGAGUGGUGGUACCCAGUGGGCCUUCACUGAUUAGAGACUGACAUGAACCUCCAGGCCUUUCUCUGAGCCUGAGACAAGUGGCCACUGGCCACUAUCGGAACACCACACACAUUAUGUGACUUGACAGCUUGUGGCUGGGGUGGGGAUCUGAGUUCUGCAGCAGGUAGAUCCCCACAGGUGGAGGAAGCCAUGGUGUGCUGACAGUUUGUGUUAAGUUUUCCAAGGUAACUUUGGGCCAUGAGCUGUCAAUGGGUUUUUUUUUUUUUUUUUUUUUUUUUUUUGGUCUGUUUGUUUUUGAGGCAAGAGUCUGUUGUAGCCCAGGCUUCCAUCAAACUUACUGUGUAACAGAUGACUAAUGAACCUGCCUCCACUUCCAUGUGCUGGGAUUACAGGCUUCCACCAACCAUACCCAGUUUUAUGCUGUGCUAGGGUGGGGGUAGGGGGGUGGAACCCAGGGCUUUGUGCUCUUAUUUGGGUUGUAUCCCUCAGCUCUUUCUUAACUUCUUUUGCCUCAGCCCCUUACUUUGUAGGUCCAAAUAGCAAUCUUCUUCCAAAAUUAGUGUAUGAGAAUUACACCUACAAAAAAAUAAUUGUGAUUGGCUUUCCCAUAAACACCCGCAUCCAACAGAAAGCCACUCAAGGCAGGCUUUGUGGUGGCUGUUGACUUUGCUUUAUGAUUUCAUGUUUGAGACAUUGCUUUGCAUUUUAGAGACAUUUAAGAUGAGUUUUCUUCGAAGUACCCCAGAUCUGCACCUGUUUCUUUUAAUGAUUUAUGUUUCAGGAUAGGAAUGAAUUUGACUUUGUUGCAAGUUUUGCCACAAGAUACCAUUCUGAAAUGGUACCUGAUGAUAGAAGCCAUCCUAUGGGAGGGCUGUCCUGCUGGCUGCUGGCCUGUGGAGACCCUAGGAGGGGGAUAGUGACCAUCCUGGCUAGAGGUGUGGGCGUUUCCAAAGCUGAUCACAUGAUGCCUUUUGGGCUGGUUCUGUCCUCCCAUGAAAAUACACCCUGGCAGUGUUUUGGACUGAAAUCUCCCAAAGCUUUUCUGAGAACCCCCUAAAAACCUUCACAGUCGUGGGAAGAUGGCUGGAAUCGAAGUUGGGCACUAAGUGGGAGUUAGGAAAGAUCCCAGCAGGCAUCUGACCUUCCCUGUCGCACAGCACCUCUGUGAUGGGGCUGCUGAGUGGGCUCAGGGGUUCUGGCUGGCCUGGCUUUUUCAGGGCCUGCAACCAUCACAGGUUGAACACAUCACAGCCACCUUUCAUGCAUAGGGUUUCUAAAACAUGCCAAAUGACUUCUUCAUGUCACAAGAAAGAGGGUCUAAUAUACUGUAUACACUGGAGUUAGAACUGCAGUGGAAGAGCAGAGAAAGAGGGUCUUGAGAGGACACCAUAAGGAACCAGUCACUACCCUAGAAAUCCCAGGAGUGUUUUUUCUGAACUGGUACCUUUAACUACAAGGUGGUGGGAAGGAGGCAGCAGCUUAGCAGGUAAGCCAUGCCUCUUUGCCAUCCGUGUCAAACCCUGGCUAGCUCUUUCAAGUGGCCCAAAGUCUCUGCCCUGGAGGCUGGCUGCAGGGCCGGCAUUCCAGCUUCCCAGCUACUUUGGGAAGGCAGUUCUGCUCUCAGGUCUUUUAUUCUGACUCAUACAUUGCUGUCGGCCUGGAAGAAAAUGCUCCCUGGAAAGGAAAACCUUCCAGAUUGUUUGUAGAAGAGAGUAAUGUAAAAUAACGCAAUCCCUGUAGCUCAUUGUAUAUACCCAUGUCAAUUGGAGACAUCGGAUUUUAUGCUUGUUAAAGUGACAGAGCGCUGGAAAACCUAGGGAAGGGAAAACUUGCUUCCAGGAAUGGGCGAUAAAAGAACGGUUCCUGUUCUUAACAGUGUCACUCACUUGCCUCCUACAGCCUCAUGUAAGCCAACAGGCUAUCAAAACUAUUCUCCUCUAUGUGGAUGGCUUUCAUUUUGGAAUCUGACUUUAAUAAAGCAAUUAGGUUGCUCAGUUUGAAAUAACCAUUGUUUCUGGUGAACCUUGAUUAUAUUCUGAAUAAACAAUUUUACUCAAAAGACCUAGGCCAA
Messenger RNA from Psammomys obesus (fat sand rat), 6712 nucleotides. Its product is annotated as KIAA0930 ortholog. Lineage: Eukaryota; Metazoa; Chordata; Mammalia; Rodentia; Muridae. The record is from RefSeq and is a predicted model, not a curated record. The transcript has 10 exons. The coding region runs from base 3 to 1361 and encodes 452 amino acids.